Messenger RNA from Cheilinus undulatus (humphead wrasse), 5906 nucleotides. It is a transcript of the gene sntb2, whose product is annotated as syntrophin, beta 2. The transcript is spliced from 7 exons. Gene Ontology annotation, cellular component: dystrophin-associated glycoprotein complex; synapse; intracellular anatomical structure. Gene Ontology annotation, molecular function: protein binding; structural molecule activity. Lineage: Eukaryota; Metazoa; Chordata; Actinopteri; Labriformes; Labridae. Bases 98 to 1876 code for a protein of 592 amino acids. The record is from RefSeq and is a predicted model, not a curated record.
CCUCGUCUCUGCUUGUGCGCACUCUGAAAAAGAGGAAAAAGUUGAUGAUGAGUUUAGUGUGAAAGCGGCCCGCCUCGGAGCAGGCUAACCGUCCAGGAUGGCAGUUUGGACCCGUGCGGAUAAAAACGGUCAGCUGGACCUUCUGCUCCGCGACCGCUGGAUCCGAGUGGCCGCCGAACUCACCCGAGAAACGCUCACUUUAACGGCCGAAGCGGAGGUGACCGGACAGGGGGGGAACCACUGGGACUACAACUCUUCGGCGGGCCUGCGAAAUGGUAUGUCGAACGGAAACGACCCGGGAACGAGUCCGGGGAACCCUGGUCGCGGGGCAUCCUCGGGUCAAGACCAACUUCAAAACCAGAACCACGGGGGUCGGGGGCGCAGUGGCAGCCCAGGACGCGGAGCGUCUAGUCGGGGUCAAUACGACGGCAACUAUGCUCUAAACAGCCCCGGAAAGUACCCAAAUAACGGCACGAACUCAGACUUUGGAAGCCCAGGCUCCAGCUACGGUAGUCCCGGGUCCAGCUUCGGGUCGAGGCAGGGCGACUUUCCCGUCAGUGUGGACGGUUCCUCAGAAGCAGUGCGGAAAGUACGAGUUGUCAAACAGGAGUCUGGCGGGCUGGGGAUCAGUAUCAAGGGGGGACGCGAGAACCGGAUGCCCAUUCUCAUCUCCAAAAUCUUCCCGGGGCUCGCUGCGGACCAGAGCAGGGCGCUCCGGGUGGGGGAUGCGAUUCUAUCGGUGAAUGGUAACGACCUCCGGGAGGCAACCCACGACCUGGCGGUGCAGGCGCUGAAGAAGGCAGGAAAAGAAGUGACGCUGGAGGUGAAGUACAUCCGUGAGGUUUCUCCACUCUUCAAGAAACCGUCCCUUGUAGCUGACCUGCCGUGGGACGGGGCCCGAGCACAGUCACCCAGCUACAGCGGUAGCGAGGACUCCGGUUCACCCAAACACAGCAGCUCAUCCUCCAAAGACAGAAAAGUCAUCAGUCUGAAGAUGUGCUUCAUCAGCAGGAACCUCACCAUGCCAGAUCUGGAGAACAGACUGCUGGAGCUUCAUUCCCCGGACGGCCAGCACACAGUGGUGCUGCGCUGUAAAGAUGGCCCCUCUGCCAACUCCUGGUUCACUGCCAUCCACACCAACAUUGCCGCCCUGCUGCCACAGACGCUGGCUCACAUUAACGCUUACCUUGGAGCCUCGUCUUCAGCCUCCACACACCCCCAUCUGAAGCACAUCGGCUGGCUGGCUGAACAGGUCCAGUUAGAAGGUGGACGGCAGCAGUACAAGCCGGUGGUCAUGGCUCUGACAGAGAAGGACAUCCUGCUGUUUGAAUCAGUGCCGUGGAGCAGAGAGUCCUGGUCCAUGCCUCUGCUAACACACCCGCUGCUCGCCACCAGAUUGGUUCAUUCUGGUAAUGCCCGAGGUUCUCCUGCCCAGGGUGCUGACCUGGUGUUCGCCACUCGGACGGGCACAGGGCGGGGCAUCGAGUCCCAUGUCUUCCGAGUGGAAACCCACUGGGAUCUGUCUUCAUGGACGCGAGCGCUUGUGCAGGGUGCUCACGCUGCUGCUGAGAUUAUCAAGGAAGUCUCCAUCGGUUGCACCUUGAACAGACAGGAUGUCCGUCUGACGCUGCACUAUGAGAAAGGCUUCACUGUAACUAGGGAGCCAGUAGAACCUACAGGGGGCGCCGUGCUGUACAGAUACCCUUAUGAGAAGCUGAAAAUGUCGGCCGAUGACGGAAUCCGGAAUCUUUACCUCGACUUUGGAGGUCCAGAGGGAGAAAUGGUGUUUGACCUCCACUCUGGCCCAAAGCCGGUGGUUUUCGUCCUCCACUCCUUCCUGUCGGCCAAGCUCACUCGCAUGGGCCUGCUGACGUGAAACAACAAACUACAGCAGCGUUAACUCAAAGACUGGGCCAAGGCACAGCAAGGGAGACGCUCCCUAAAUGAUGAUUCUGGUGGAUGUUUUUAUAUUUUGUUUUUUAUUCUUCCUUUUUGCAGCAGAGGAAAGAGUCCAGUGGGGCUGCUGGGAAGAUUUAACCCACAAUGUGUACUGUUGAUUGUCUUAAAAAUGUGCCUUCUUUCAACAAUGGGGUCAGGUGAAGGGAUAUACCAGGCUCUUUGCUUGAAGUCACAACAUGUUAGGAGACAUUUACAAAAGAUAGCUUCUAACAAUCAGAUUACUGUUCAUCUGGUUAUGAUAAAGAAAAUAUAAGCCAAGGCAAUGUGUUGUUCUUAUUAGCAGAGCACUUCAAGCAAAGUGUUGCUGACUCAAGUAAAGGAAAAGAAGGAUUUUUUAGACAGUUAAUCCAUGGCGAAGCACAGACUGGUGAAUAUUUCCUGUUUUUGAUGCCUAUCAUUCCAUGACAGCCUUCCAGUGUACUUUUAAUGUCUGCGUGUGUCAGAGUGUUGACAUGUGAGAGAAAGAGGCUGUUUUAGAGUCAGAAUGCAGUUCAUUGAGAUUGAGAUUGUUUGAAUGAAACAAAGUGAGUCUUUCUUCUACACGCUUCUGUUGGCUUGAUAGUGUGCCUAAUAGACUCACCUUUUAGCACAUUAUCCUAAACUAUUGUUAUUAUCAGGAUUGCCAACUGUGCCUUUCUCCAUGUAGUCAAAGACUUUGUAAUUUUUUCUUUUUUAUUCUACACAAUAAGAGAAUUUCAAGUUUCCGAACAUACACAAGCAAUAGUAUUACUCUUAAAGUGUAAACUGUGUUAUUCCGUUUUUAUUAUUUGUUUUUUAUAAGUGUAUAUCUCAUGAUAGCAUGACUUCCUGACAUUGACCUCUGUAUCAGAUGAUGGUAUAUGACCUGAUCGUGUGCUACUUCCUCUUAUUGACCUACACUACCACAUUGCCAUCUCAGUGUCACUAUCAUCACAUUCCACUCUGCAUGAGAUUACUCCUGUUACCAUUCAUCCAUUCAUACAGCAGCUUUUCUCUGACUGAAGACUGUUUGACAAGUCAGGUCAUCAAACAACACAGCCUACUAUUGUGUUUUAAUGAUCCUGCAGGAACAUCACUGAACAUGUUUCCUUACAUAGUCCCCUCAGAAAGCACAUAAGAGUUUGACAAAUUAUCUUUGCUCCAGGUCCACUUUCUUGCUUUUGUGCUGAGCUUUCAGGCUCCUCUUAUAGUCUUUGCUCAGUUUUCUAUAAAACAGCUGAAUAAGAAACAUGAACCAGAAUCAAUCCAAUUAUGUUCAGAGCAGAAAAAUAUGUAAUUGAAUGUUGUAUAUUUAGUCAGAUAUAUAUCUGAUCAGGCUUGCUAAGAAGAGGAUGUGGCAUAGUUGCAGUUUGGCCUGGUAGAAAUCCAAUCCACUGAAGUCUGAAGCUACAUUCACACUGCAGCUUAAAGUGACACAAAUCUGAUUUGUUUGUUUGUUUUUGCUCAGCGACAGUAGCUGAUUUUUUUUCUGACAGUGUGAACAACACAAUUCACACUGGAUCUGAUCUUUUCAUAUUAGUUUCAGGCCACUUUCAAAUGUGGCACUAAAUCAGAUGCCUAUCUGAUAUUUGGAAUUGAAAGAGGUGAACAACUUUCUAAUGGUCUAAAUCAAAAAUUCUGUUACACGUAGAUCUCAGUGUUUUCACAUCUUUACCACAACCUUAUUCCAACAUUUCUAGUGUGUUUAGGCACAUAGUUUGGAUUUAACUUUACAGGGACUUUAAGCAUUAAGGCCUCAGUUUGAACGUAGCCUUAAGCUGCAGUUUGAAAUAAUGUCCAUUGAAAUGAUCAGAGGUGUUUGAAGAUAAUGUCUGUCAGGUUUAUUGUGAUAAGUCAAACUUUGAUACAUUACUAGAAAAAAAAAUUUUAAAUGUCAGUAUCUGUUUUGGUACUAGGGCAACAAAAAUAGGCCCCACGCAUCAAAAGGGUGUUGUCAUGUUUUGAAGUGACAAAAUUGCUUGGAACUCCUAUACUUUGUCUUGAUUGCUAUUAACUUUGGAAGAUAUUUUUAAUUUAACAUCAGUCUAUAGAUUAAAAUGUUCAUUAUUUUUAUUCACAAUUAAGUCAUUCACUCUUCUAAGUUUUAGUCUGGUUUUACUCAAAAAAAAGUAUUUUGACAUUUAAGUCCAUAGAUAGUCCUUAUAUUUUAGUAUUUACUUUAAGUCAGAACAGUUGUUUUCUUUGUACUAAUGUAAUCACACAAAUUAUUAAAUGAAUAUCAACGUAAAAGACCCUUAUUAAUGCACAAUCAACACUUUGCAAGAAAAAAUACUGACAUAUUUUGAAUGCACUCUCACCUCAUCUCUGCUUGUGUUUUGACAAUAUAUAUGCACAGUGGAUAUAUAUCAGUGUCACUUUUAAUGUCCAACAGUCUAGCACUGAUGUUAUUGUCUCAUUUUAGUCUCUUGAAUGAUUUUUACCAUCAAAGAUCUAUUUUUGCUGGUCUUAGUCUUGUCUUCCUCAUGGAAAAAGGUACAAAACAAACAUUUUAGUCAUAUUUUAGUCAAGGAAAUUAACACUGUUCCACAAAAACAUCGGCAAAAUUUGCUACCUAAAUGUUACCAACAUAUCUGUGCAAGUUAGAAAUCGUGCCAAUAGUUGCUUGCAAUUUUUGAUGGAUUUCGCACCCUCCCUUUGCACCUGUCGCAAGAGACAGAUGUCAUUUUCUUAACGCUUUAGUGCUUUUCAGCAGUAUCGAUUAUUUAACUAACAUAGAUUCUAUCAUUAUUAUAUUAUUGUUAACCAAAAAGUAACCAAGUUCUGACCGUUUUAAAACCUUAAUUGUUGCUGUCAACUGUGAAUGUUUAUCUUUCUCUGACAAUUUCCCAUUAAAGUUGUUUGGAUUUAGUCUAGAGCACCUGAAAAAAGUUUGUAAAUGGACCUGGGGUAAAAUUUUAUUUGUCAAACUUGUCUUCCAAAGCAACAAGCUUUAACCCUAUUAAGACAACUUGUAAAAUAAUCUACAUCUAGCGAAUACUGUCAAUAGUAAGUUCAAUUUUCCUGCAUUAGGUGUAUGUUUUUAAUGUUAAGUUAAAAAUGGCUAAACUAAUUCUAAAUCAUUCCUCCAAAUUAUCGGUUCAGCCCAGUGCCUGUGAAGACUUUACUCAUUAAUGAGGUCAUCAUGACAGUAGUGAAAUAUUUUCAUAACCUUCACAUGCAUGUUUCUGAAGUGACCCCUCAAUAGAUCCUUUGUUUUAUUUUGGGCCUCAAACAAUGCAGUGUUGUGUAGCAGGAAAACAAGAUAACCCCUCUGUCCUCCAGUAAAGGACACAGCAACCAAUCUGGACUCUGAUGAUGUCCUUCUGAUAUUGAAUUAUAUUUUGGUCUUUUUAUUGAAGAUGAAUAGUGUAUCCAUGUAGUUUCUAUAUCUAUAUAGGUCAUUUUUAAAGCUGUAGUUAAUGAGAGGCUGUGCUAAAGGAGAAGCAGGCUUUUUUGCUUCCCUUAAAACAUGUACAAGGGCGGUUUGAGUUAUAUUUAACCUCCCAUAAACUCUUGUUCCUUCAACAUUUCAAGCAAUGCUUUGUGUCCAUCAUUUCAUGUCAAUCAUGUUUCUGCACAGAUCUGAUUUCUGUUACGUUGGUCAGCUUUUAACAAGUUCCACACCAUUCCUCUUUCAGAUUAAUGCACUAACCUUUGAAACCCCUUCAAAUCUUUGAAUGUACACUUUCGGUUCCUCCUCUUUGAGGUCAUUUAAUCCUACUUUCCCCUCUGUUCUGAACUCAUGUCUAUCCUGUCUAUGCAAAGCAAUGCUUCAAAGAAGAGGUUUUAAACCAAAGGUAAUAUGUCCGUGGCAGCUUGCGUCCAACACAAUCCUUGAACUGAAAAGUUUAAAAAAAAGUGCUGCUGCUGCAAAAAUUCAGUCAUAUGCAAAGUAUUUUAGGCAUCCUUCCAAGAUACAGUUCACAAUGUAUGAUAGCAGUGUAAUAAUCUCUGAUGUAAAUAUCUAUAAAUAAAACUGUUACAAAUAA